This is a messenger RNA of Lutra lutra (Eurasian river otter), 945 nucleotides long. Its product is annotated as olfactory receptor 51G2-like. The transcript has a single exon. Gene Ontology annotation, biological process: G protein-coupled receptor signaling pathway. Gene Ontology annotation, cellular component: membrane. Gene Ontology annotation, molecular function: olfactory receptor activity; G protein-coupled receptor activity. The record is from RefSeq and is a predicted model, not a curated record. Bases 4 to 945 code for a protein of 313 amino acids. NCBI's taxonomy places the organism in Eukaryota, Metazoa, Chordata, Mammalia, Carnivora, Mustelidae.
ACGAUGUCUGUCUUCAAUAGCUCUGCCUUGUACCCUCGCUUCCUCCUGACAGGCUACUCAGGCCUUGAAAGCAGAUAUAGCUUGAUUUCCAUCCCCAUCUUUUUGGUUUAUGCCACCUCAAUUUCAGGAAACAUUACCAUUCUGUUUAUCAUCAGAACUGAGCCUUCCCUCCACCAACCAAUGUACUACUUUCUAUCAAUGCUGGCACUUACUGACCUGGGCCUAUCCACUACUACCUUGCCUACAAUGUUCAGCAUCUUCUGGUUCCAUGCCCGGGAGAUCUCCUUUAAUGCUUGCCUGGUCCAGAUGUACUUCAUUCAUGUUUUCUCAAUUAUUGAGUCAGCUGUGCUGUUGGCCAUGGCCUUUGAUCGCUUGGUAGCAAUCCGAGAGCCCCUGCGCUAUGUGGCCAUUCUAACCAAUGAUGUAAUCAUUGGAACUGGGUUGGCAAUUGCUGGAAGGGCCUUGGCUCUAGUCUUUCCAGCUUCCUUCCUCCUAAAGAGGCUUCAAUAUCAUCCUCUCAAUAUUCUCUCCUACCCAUUCUGCCUACACCAGGACCUCAUAAAAACAACUAUAUCCAGCCAUCGAGUGAGCAGCAUCUAUGGCCUCAUGGUGGUCAUUUGCUCCAUGGGACUUGAUUCAGUGCUUCUUCUCCUCUCCUAUAUCCUCAUCCUUGGCACAGUAUUGAGUAUAGCCUCCAAGACAGAGAGGGUGAAAGCCCUCAACACCUGCAUCUCCCACAUCUGUGCGGUACUCACUUUCUAUAUACCAAUGAUUGGGCUCUCUAUGAUCCAUCGCUAUGGGCAGAAUGCUUCCCCAAUUGUCCAUGUGCUCAUGGCCAAUGUCUACUUGCUGGUCCCACCCCUAAUGAACCCCAUUGUCUACAGUGUCAAGACCAAGCAGAUUCGUGAUCAAAUCCUCCGGAAAUUUAAGCAACAGAAAGUUUAA